AUGUCUUCGUCAAGGCCUAUUUCCAGCUCUUCCAGCAGGAACAGCCAGAGCUCCCGGGCAAGGGUAUUAGCAAAAACAGAACUUGGUGCUGAGCUCAACGCUGCAUAUGAAGAAUCUGGUGAAUACUUCGACUAUUCCAAGAUGGUUGAAGGCCAGCGGACCGCUCCACCUGUGCAGCCUGGGCGGCCGGAGAGGGUCAUAGCCUACUUGCAGCACAUUCAGAAUGGAAAGAUGAUCCAACCAUUUGGUUGCUUGUUGGUCCUUGAUGAGAAGAGCUUCAGUGUUAUCGCGUUCAGUGAGAACGCGCCAGAAAUGCUAACAACGGUCAGCCAUGAAGAACCCAGUGUUGAUGAUCCCCCAAGGCUAGUUAUUGGUACAAAUCUACGGUCUCUUUUCACUGACCAAGGUGCCACGGAACUGCAUAGGGCACUAGGGUUUGCUGAUGUUUCUUUGCUCAACCCUGUCUCAGUUCAAUGCCAGACCUCAGGAAAGCGUUUCUAUGCCAUUGCUCAUCGAGCAACUGGUUGUUUGGUGGUAGACUUUGAGCCUGUAAAGUCUAUAGAAUUUCCUGGCACUGUUGUUGGGGAUUUGCAGUCUUACAAGCUUGCUGCCAAGGCAAUCUCCAAAAUCCAGUCACUGCCAGGUGGAAGCAUGAAAGUGCUAUGCAAUACUGUGGUUAAGGAAAUCUUUGAUCUUACAGGAUAUGAUAGGGUUAUGGCUUAUAAGUUUCAUGAAGAUGAGCAUGGCGAGGUAUUUGCCGAGAUCACAAAGUCUGGUCUUGAGACUUAUCUAGGUCUGCACUAUCCAGCCACGGAUAUCCCUCAAGUAUCCAUGUUUCUUUUCAUGAAUAACAGGGUAAGGAUGAUUUGUGAUUGCCAUGCGAGAUCCAUAAAGGUCAUCGAAGAUGAGGCACUCCCCUUUGAUAUUAGCUUGUUGGAUUCAACACUCAGGGCCUCACACGGUUGUCACGUUCAGUAUAUGGAGAACAUGAGCUCGAUUGCAUGCCUUGUCAUGGCUGUUGUGGUUAAUGAUAAUGAAGAGGAUGAUGAAAUCGAUUCUGAACAACCAGCACAACAACAGCAGCAGCAGAAGAAGAAACUAUGGGGCCUCCUUGUUUGCCACCAUGAGAGCCCCAGGUAUGUCCCUUUGCCGCUGCGUUAUGCUUGUGAGUUCGUAGCACAUGUGUUUUCUGUCCAUGUCAACAACGAGUUUGAAUUAGAGGAAAAGUUGCACGAGAAGAGGAUACUGAGGGUGCAAACAGUUCUCUAUGAGAUGCUGUUCAGAGAAGCCUCUCCCCUGACUAUAGUAUCAGGGACACCCAAUAUCAUGGACCUGGUCAACUGUGAUGGUGCUGCUCUUUUGUAUGGGGGCAAAGUAUGGCGCCUGUGUAAUGCUCCAACUGAGUCUCAGAUACGUGAUAUUUCUUUAUGGCUGUCAGAAGUUCACAGGGAUUCCACUGGCCUGUGUACAGAGAGCCUCCAUGAUGCUGGCUAUCCAGGAGCUUCUGCCCUCUGUGAUAGGAUUUGUGGAAUGGCAGUGGCUAAGAUCAACUCAAAGGAUGCCCUUUUUUGGUUCAGGUCAUGUACAGCUGAUGUGAUCAGAUGGGGAGGUGCAAACAAUGAUCCGUCGGGCAUGGAUGGCAGCAGAAAGUUGCAGCCUAGGUUGUCUUUCAAAGCAUUCCUUGAAGUUGCCAAGAUGAAGAGUUUGUCUUGGACUGAUUAUGAGAUGGAUGCUAUUCAUUCGUUGCAACUUAUACUUCGAGGGAUGUUCAAUGAUACCAUCAAGCCAACCUGGGAAGCUAAUUUAGAUAACCAGAUUGCUGAUCUGAAACAUGAUGGGCUUGCCGAAUAAAUAACCAGUGAAAUGUUUCGUCUAAUGGAAACAGCAACCGUUCCAAUCUUGGCAAUAGAUGGCAAUGGACUUGUCAAUGGGUGGAAUCAGAAAGCAGCGGAAUUGACAGGGCUAAGAGCUGAUGAUUAUACAAGAAGACACAUACUUACCCUUGUGGAGGAAUCUUCUAUACGGGCAUCCACAAUGGAACUAGUUCCAAAACCUAAAAGGUAA
Molecule: messenger RNA, 2064 nt
Organism: Lolium rigidum
Lineage: Eukaryota; Viridiplantae; Streptophyta; Magnoliopsida; Poales; Poaceae
Product: phytochrome A type 5-like
Biological process (GO): detection of visible light; regulation of DNA-templated transcription
Molecular function (GO): protein binding
Source: RefSeq, a predicted model, not a curated record